AUGAUCUCAAAGCUACUGACAAAUACCGACAUUGAGAAGAGCUUGCUGGUCCCUGCUUCUUCUCUCAGUGUUCUCCCAUUCGAAGAAGGUCAUUUUUUUUAUAUCAAUGUAAUUGAUAAGAUUGGAGAAGGUUGGUCUUUUCCAUGCUUCAUUCAGCAAAGUGAGGGCAUCGAAUCAUCUGUUGUAUCAGUUGGUUGGCUCAAAUUUCUUUGCGAUAGAGAUGUUAGAGUUGGUGAUAUGGUUUUUCUUCACCAGGAAUCCAUGGACGACGACUCUAAGGGUACGGGCGCUCAGUUGAAAAUUGAAGUGAAAAGGAAAAUCAGAUUGCUCGGCGAGGAUAUCUGGGCUGCUGUGGAGUAA
Theobroma umbraticum is the source of this 360-nucleotide messenger RNA. NCBI's taxonomy places the organism in Eukaryota, Viridiplantae, Streptophyta, Magnoliopsida, Malvales, Malvaceae. The record is from RefSeq and is a predicted model, not a curated record.